AAUUCCCCUUUCACCCCAUCUUUUUUCUCUUACAAUCAAUCUUCUCUAUUCUACUCUACUCCCAACUCUAAAAUAUCUCCCCUCCCCUCCUUCCUUCAAACUUCAAUCUUCACCAGCAACAACGAAACCCUAAUUUCCAUCCAAUUCUUGCCUCCCCCCAACUCCAAAUAAUUUCCACACCUCGCACAUACAAACAAUCCAAACCCCUCGGAGUAACUUGGGACCUCUUUUCGCUAUUCAAUUUCAGGCACAACAGAAAUCCCUAAUUUAAUUCCAGGACCAUCACUUCACUAUCAUAUACUUUAAUGCCCCUGCUUUCUUAGUGAAAAAAGAAUAGUGCCUUCUGUAGUCUUUAUUGGGUCUGCCUAGGGACUCCGCCAGGCAGACUUUUGGCUAGGAACCAUGGGAAGUACUUUUAAUCCUCAGAUUUUGGCUGAUAAGCUGGUGAAGCUCAACAGCUCACAGCAGAGCAUUGAGACUCUAUCACAUUGGUGUAUUUUUCACAUGAACAAAGCAACACAAGUUGUUGAAACAUGGGAUAGACAAUUUCAUUGUGCUCCUCGUGAACAACGGUUGGCUUUUCUAUAUCUUGCAAACGAUAUUAUCCAAAAUAGCAGGCGAAAGGGUGCCGAGUUUGUGGCGGAGUUUUGGAAGGUUCUUCCAGAUUGUCUUCGUGAUGUAAUUGAAAAUGGUGAUGAGUUUGGACGAAAUGCUGCUCUGCGCUUGAUAAGUAUCUGGGAGGAGCGGAAAGUAUUUGGCUCGAGGGGCCAAAUUCUUAAGGAAGAGUUUGUUAAAAGGCCAUUGGACAAUGGCAGUAGAAACCCGAAGCUUGCGGGACACAAACUGAGGCCGCCUGGUGGAAAUGCAUUGGACAAAUUGGUUUCAGGUUAUCAAGCUGUCUAUGGCAGUCAACUGGAUGAAGAUGCCAUUUUUAACAAGUGUAGAAAUGCCAUCGGUUUUAUUGAGAAAGUUAAUAAAGAUACUAAUGGUGAUUAUAGAUUAGCAGCUCAUGUUAAUGGUAAUAUCAGAGAUGAGCUUAAGGGGCAGCAAGCAAUAUUAAGGGAUUGCAUUGAGCAGCUAACUGUUGUCGAAUCUUCUAGAGAAAACCUUUUGUCUAUUUUGCGGGAGGCUCUGCAGGAGCAGGAGUAUAAGCUGGAAGAGGUCCGCAAUCAACUUCAGGCAGCACAGUCGCACUCAGAACAAGCCAGCAGUAUUUGCAGGCAACUACAUGGUGGGAAUGGCGAUGGACAGAUUCUCUCUGAGCAGAGUGGAAACGGAAGUCCAGCCUCUCAGGCUCCACAGAAUCCUAUACCUGGGACAGCUGAGCAGUCGACCUCAGUGACUUACACAAGACAGGUGUCUUUUGGUGGAAAAUCAGGUGGCGUGGAGGAAGAUCCUAAAUCUGCAGCAGCUGCGGUGGCAGCAAAACUUGCUGCGUCAGCAUCUUCAGCCCAGAUGCUGACUUACGUCCUCUCUUCUCUUGCAUCAGAAGGAGUCAUAGGAAAUCCAGUUAAGGAGUCAUCUAGUGAUUAUCCUUCUGAGAAGAGGGCUAAGAUUGAGAAUGAUCACCCUACUUAUGUUCCUCUGCAAAACUCCCAAUCAGCAGUCCCACCCUUUUCACAUUCUGAACAGCUGCAACGGAAUCUGUCAACCACCUCACAGGAGCUAAAUCAAAAUGAACAACCACCACCUCCUCCUCCUCCAUCGUCUCCUCCUCCAUUGCCACCACUGCCACCACCCAUGCAGCCAUAUCAAGUGCCCCAAUAUAUGCAAACCGCCAUGCCAAUGCCGAGUGGGCCAUAUGGCUAUAACAUGAACCAACAACUGCCAGCAACCCUACAUAGUUAUGCUUCUGUUGGGCCUCCAAUCAGUGGGGCUUCUACAUUUGCUCCACCACCGAAUGGUUAUGAGAGUUACCCAACAGAAGGUGGUUUCUAUGACCAGCCGUCAACCCUGCCAAUGGCCCCUAUGGGGCAUCAGUAGAAUUAGUGAUCUGUGUUAUGUUUGAAGUGGAGUGUUGGCAAUUUCAAGCCAAGUGAAGCUUCCUUGCCAUUCUUACAAGAAGGCUUUUCAAAUAUUUGGAAUAUGCAUGCAUAUGUAGGUUUCGGGAAUUCUUGUUAGAUGUUUGUAACCUUAGAUUUCUUAACUUAAUGAACUGGUGUUGAGUCAGGAUGAUUUCUGUUUAGUUGAUGUGGCAGAUAAAAAGAGGAAGUUGAUGCAUAUUAUUGUUCUAUAUUACAUUGUAAGUUAAUAUACGAAGGGAUGGCCGUGUUUGUUUGGGCACCCGUGACUCAAUUAGAACAUUUACUUGUGGAGAACAGAUUAAUAGUGAUCUUAGGGGCUUGUCGUAUGUAUA
Molecule: messenger RNA, 2356 nt
Organism: Sesamum indicum (sesame)
Lineage: Eukaryota; Viridiplantae; Streptophyta; Magnoliopsida; Lamiales; Pedaliaceae
Product: ENTH/VHS family protein
Biological process (GO): mRNA 3'-end processing
Molecular function (GO): RNA polymerase II complex binding
Source: RefSeq, a predicted model, not a curated record